Molecule: messenger RNA, 1215 nt
Organism: Papaver somniferum (opium poppy)
Lineage: Eukaryota; Viridiplantae; Streptophyta; Magnoliopsida; Ranunculales; Papaveraceae
Product: F-box protein CPR1-like
Exons: 1
Coding region: 1-1215 (404 amino acids)
Molecular function (GO): protein binding
Source: RefSeq, a predicted model, not a curated record
AUGGGAGGAAUAUUUGCCAAGUCCUCAAACAUGAACGGGAACAGGAUGGGAACGAUGGAAGAAAAGGAUACCAUGUAUGAGAAGCAGCUAGUUUUAAUGCCGCAUCUGCCAGAAGAAAUUAUCAUCCAAAUCCUUUCGAGGUUAUCUCCUAGAUAUCUCUUAAAAUUCAGGUGUGUAUCAAAACCUUGGAGUGUCCUAUUUAAUAACCCUAAACUUGUUGACAUGAUAAAAAAUCACUUCAUUAUCAUGGUUAGAUAUGGCAAAGAUAUGUACUCUAUAGAUAACGAAUCAUUAUCAACAUCAUCAUCAUUACUUGAUGAUAUUGACAGCCGGAUUGAGAAGAUUCAUUGCCCAGUCGUUGAUAAUUACUUUAUGAUUAAUUUUGUGGCUUGUUGUAAUGGCUUGUUCUGCAUACGCACUGCUAAAUGCCAUGAUUUCAGUUUAUGGAACCCAUCUAAUGGGGACUACAAACGAAUACCAAGUGCACCUGAUCAAUUUCAAGUUGAUAAACAUAGCAUGUCAACAUUGAUAGGAUGUGGGCUUGGUUAUGACUCCGAGAGUGAUGAUUAUAAGUUUGUAUGUAUCAUAAGCAAUUUAACCUUGAACCAAUCUGAAGCUAAAAUAUAUUCGCUUAGAUCGAAUUUAUGGAAACCAAUCCAACAGAUCUCUUAUGUCUUAUCUCCGCAAACACACAAGUAUGGAGUGUUUUGUAAUGGAGCUCUUCAUUGGCUGUCAUCAUCUUCGCCCACAGCCUUAAUUGCUUUACAUAUGACAGAUGAGCUUAUCAGAGUAAUCUCACCACCAGAAAAUCCGAAUUUCGAGCAUAUCGGUGACACUGCAUGUAUCGAUGUGUUGGAUGGGUGUCUUGGUAUGCUUUACUGCAAUGUAGACCUUGGUUUUGAAGUAUGGUUGAUGAAGGAUUACGGAAAGAAAGAGUCAUGGACUAAAUUUUACAGCAUUUCGAAACUGGCAAUAUCACUUGAAAUGGGAAGGUUUGGGCGCUUGAGAAGGAUCAAGUGUUUAAAAACUGGAGAGAUUCUAUUAGAGAUUUAUCACCACAGCAUAAUUGGGGGUACUAGAGAGGCUUUGGUUCUAUAUGAUCCAAAGAAUGAAACGUCAAAGUUUUUGAAGCACGAUAAGGAUAAAUGGUCUUCAAGUUCAUUGUCAUUCCAUAGUUAUGUUAAGAGCUCGGUUUCAGUUUCCACAAAGCACUAA